This is a messenger RNA of Armigeres subalbatus, 3415 nucleotides long. RefSeq names its product vesicle-associated membrane protein 2. Gene Ontology annotation, biological process: vesicle-mediated transport; vesicle fusion. The transcript is spliced from 7 exons. Gene Ontology annotation, molecular function: SNAP receptor activity; syntaxin binding. NCBI's taxonomy places the organism in Eukaryota, Metazoa, Arthropoda, Insecta, Diptera, Culicidae. The coding region runs from base 417 to 962 and encodes 181 amino acids. Gene Ontology annotation, cellular component: SNARE complex; plasma membrane. The record is from RefSeq and is a predicted model, not a curated record.
UCGUGUCCCUCUUCGCAAACGAUCGGUGACCAAGCUGGCAGUCGGACACGUACCACUUUCGAUCCGGAACGGGCUCUGAAGAAGAGCAGCAGGAACAAGCAGAAGCCAGCACCAGAGAAAAAAGAAGUUUGAGGAAAAGUUAUCCCUAGUUUUUUCCUAGUUUGAGUGGAAAAUUUGUCCAGCAAUCGAACGAAAACGUAAGAAUUCGUGCGGCCAUCUCAAUAGGAUUACCAUAGAGGCAACGAGACGGGACACGAGCGGAGCAGGCAGGAGAGGCAGCUAGCGAAAAUUUUCUAAACGAGAAAGGAUUUCGGAUUCCCACACAUCGGCCGUCGUCGUUACCCACACAGAGAAACACACACAAAAUAUUAGACACAACUUUUUGGUUUCGUAAAACUAUUUAGAACUAACGAAAGAUGAGCGCUGAACCACCAGCAGCAGAGUCAGCUCCAGACGGACUCGCACCGGGCGCAGCGGGCGGUGAACCUGGAGCGGAUGGAAUUGUCGGAGGACCACGAACCCCCCAGCAGAUUGCGGCACAGAAGCGACUGCAGCAGACGCAGGCACAGGUAGAUGAGGUUGUGGACAUCAUGAAAACGAACGUGGAAAAGGUGCUGGAGCGAGAUCAGAAACUGUCGGAACUAGACGACCGAGCCGAUGCCCUGCAACAGGGAGCCUCACAGUUUGAACAGCAAGCCGGCAAACUGAAGAGGAAAUUCUGGCUGCAAAACCUAAAAAUGAUGAUAAUAAUGGGUGUUAUUGGCCUUGUUAUACUUGCAAUCAUCGUAGCGAAAUUUAUGCCAGCUGAACAACCACAACAGCCGAUGAUGAUGGCCCCGCAAAUCCCGAUGCAGCAGAUGCCAAUGCAGGUACAGGGUGGCCAGCAAGCCCCGGCUGCACCGGCGGCACUCGUACAGGACAUCUCGUCGCUAGUUUCCAAUCAGCAUCAGUUUAAAAAUUAAAGUCAGUAAAAUCAUAAGAAACAUACUAACUUAAAGGUUAUUCGGCGGUAAAAUGCAAGCAAGUAACAGAAGACAAAACACACAGAACAACAAGAACACUCACAUAAAAUGAUACAAUUUGAAGAAUUAUUAAAGUAUAUAGUGACGACAAACAAAAAACUCUUCACAUAUGAUCUAUUAUACAUAUUUAUCGAACAAGAGAAAACAAAAAGUAACAAAUGGGAAGGUAAUUUGUUUUCUAUCCUUAAUCAUUGAUCAAAUAAAUUUAUGUAUCUUGUUGAAUAUUUGUUUAAAUUUGUCUGGUGACAAUGCGAUAAAUUCUAAGUUAUUAAGCGUUGCUCCCAAAGUUUUUCCGCAAGUUUGUUCCAAUUGCAGGAAGUGCAAAAUGUUCUGUCAACAUACUCAACAAGAAAAAUCCCAGAGUUACAAACACGUAUCAGUAAGGAAAUAAAUUAAUAGAAAGCAAGAACAUACAGCACACAGAACUAAUCACUUAAUUAUUUCAAGAGCUCCACAUUUUGCAUGUCCCAAGAGUCGCAAAACACCAAAAAAAAAAGAAAACAAGUGAAGAAAUAUCGAAAGAAAACCUUACAUUAUACAUCAUUAAGCGAAAUAGAAAGUUCUUACACUGAGCCAAAAGUGUAUGAUAAAACUAUUUAACUUUCAAGGUUUUUGUUGAAAAACAACACAAAUUGAAAACAAAAAAAGAGAUGAGUUCCAACGAGAUAAGUAACAGCAUAUUCCAGACCACUCGCACUGUUUGGUUUGCUAAACGAGAAUUUAAGGUUAGAUCAAAAAAUUGUUAUAAAUUUGAACUUUAGGGAAACACAAAUUUACUAUAGGACACAUCUACAAAAUAGUGGAAGCAAGGAUACUACUAAAACCGAUAUAAUCAUUAGCGAAGUACUACGAUUUUCGUCAAUGUUUCUUUCACCCUUCGGUUCAAACUUCUUCCAACCGUGCAUGCGCCGGAUGGUUAUUGCGUUUGUUUCACACUGAGACAAGAAAAAAGCUUUGGCUUAUUUAUCACGUGUCACAGAAAUGUAGUUGGAAUACCUUGUGGAUGAUUUCCAACCUUCAUUCCACUGCGUACACAAAAACAUCUCACAUAGAGAAAGAAGGUUUUUUUCCCUGUCGAUUAGCGCGACCUUUAGUACAACUCCAUGCAAAACGUAGACAUUUAUUGAUAACGACAUGAUAAUCAACAGAUUUUUCUUCGACAACAUCUCUCUGUGUCCACUUACUAAAACCAGAAUAAGAAAAGAGUUUUAAGAGAAGCUAGUUGUCUCUUCUAUUAAAGUGUCUCUAAUAAAAUCAAAACUAUUAAAAGUAACGAACAACACAACUCGCCACUGUUUCAUCUUUUCGACAAACUCGCCACCCACAAUCAGUCAUCCAUCAUCCAGUGAUGUGAUAACCAUUCUUUAUGAUUUAGCUCACCUACUGACCUACAUAGAGAUGUGGAGACAACGGGAGAUGAGUCACGAUCAAGAAUAACGUGAAAAAAAUCAUUUCAUAAUGCAUUCUUUGCUUUAUUACCGAUUUUGUCCGAAACAACUACUUUCGUGUAAUGACGAAUCAAUGAUCCUUGAAAGGUGAAAGUAAAUGUAGGACAAAAUUGAAAAGAAAACAACUCAACGAUGAAACAUAGUGAAACCAUAGUGAAAAGAAUCAAUACAAAACUAUAAAACAAACGGCAUAAACAGACAAAGAAGAAAACAAAACAAAUUAGACAACCAUGCUGCAACAGAAAAAAAAUUAAACACUUACAUACAUAAAAACACAGAUUCACAUGUUCACCAUUUAGAAAACUAAACAUACAAAAAAAAUUAUUGAAACAAACAAUGUGUUAUGUAAUAAAACUUUGAAUUGAAUAGUUGGAAUAUUUCUCUGGAACUACAAAAAACAAUUUUUCUUUUCCAUUUUACCUUGUUUCAUUCGAUAUCUUUCAACAAACAAAAAAUGAACAUAUAUAUACUGAGAAACAAAUAAUAAACAGAGAAAAUGGGAAGAACAUAUAAAAAUUACACAUAUAGCUUUGAAAAUUGUAAAAAACCAAACUAUAAAUUGUUAUCUAUACUUUUGCGACCCCCCAGUGAGCAAGAAAGAAAUUCCAUGCGAAACAGGAGAGCAAAAUGCGACACUACUGAUAACUAGCGAAACCAAAACGAAAAGGGAUUACAAAAUGUAUGUGCGCGCACGAAGCGGAGACAAGAAAAAAAUAAAUUAAUAAAUAAACACACAACGGGGAGAAAACAAAAAUGUGGAAUUAUUAGCAUGGAGGUAAAAUUAUUCUGUUCUAUAUAAUCUCGAAUCAUGCGAAUACAAGAAAUGCGAUCCGCUGAGAAAGUGUGGAAGUAGAAGGCACGAAGAGAAGAAAAGUAUAAAUAAUAAUGGAUAAACGAUAUAUAAUUAAUGAUUAAAUAAAGACAAUUAACUAGUGUAUGUAAAUA